Molecule: messenger RNA, 4232 nt
Organism: Eurypyga helias (sunbittern)
Lineage: Eukaryota; Metazoa; Chordata; Aves; Eurypygiformes; Eurypygidae
Gene: GNPTAB
Product: N-acetylglucosamine-1-phosphate transferase, alpha and beta subunits
Exons: 21
Coding region: 1-3588 (1195 amino acids)
Biological process (GO): carbohydrate phosphorylation; N-glycan processing to lysosome
Cellular component (GO): Golgi apparatus
Molecular function (GO): calcium ion binding; UDP-N-acetylglucosamine-lysosomal-enzyme N-acetylglucosaminephosphotransferase activity
Source: RefSeq, a predicted model, not a curated record
AUGUUUGAUUCAUACAGAGACAAUGUUGCUGGCAAAUCAUUUCAGAAUCGGCUUUGUUUACCCAUGCCGAUUGAUGUGGUGUACACCUGGGUGAAUGGCACAGAUGUUGAACUGAUCAAAGAAUUGCAACAGGUCAGAGAACAGAUGGAGGAAGAACAGAAAAUAAUGAGGGAAAUCCUUGGAAAGAAUGCAACAGAACCAACAAAGAAGAGUGAGAAGCAACUCGAGUGUUUGCUGACACACUGCAUCAAAGUGCCAAUGCUUGUCCUGGAUCCUGCGCUGCCUACCAACGUCACACUGAAAGACCUGCUGUCCAUUCAUCCUGCUUUACAAGCUGCUAACAAUAUGUUCUUUGUAGCAAAACCAAAAAAUCCUUCUACCAACGUGACAGUAAUUGUUUUUGAUAGCCCUAAGGAUGUUGAAGCUGCCCAUUCUGGAAUGUUAAAAGACAACAGCAAACACAUAGUCUGGAGAGGUUACUUGACUACAGACAAAGAAGUUCCAGGUCUAGUAUUAAUGCAAGACUUGGCCUUCCUUAGUGGAUUUCCAGCUACAUUCAAAGAAACAAAUCAGCUACGAACAAAACUACCAGAGAGCCUGGCCUCUAAAGUGAAACUGUUGCAGCUCUAUUCAGAAGCCAGCGUGGCUCUCUUGCAACUAAAUAACCCCAAGGGUUUCCAAGAACUGAGCAAGCAAGCAAAGAAGAACAUGACUAUAGAUGGAAAAGAACUGACGCUUAAUCCUGCUUAUUUACUAUGGGACCUCAGUUCUGUCAGUCAGUCUAAACAGGAUGAAGAUAUUUCUGCCAGCCGUUUUGAAGAUAAUGAAGAGCUGAGAUACUCAUUACGAUCAAUAGAGAGGCAUGCUCCUUGGGUACGGCAUAUUUUCAUUGUCACCAAUGGGCAGAUUCCUUCCUGGCUUAACCUGGAUAAUCCUCGGAUAACUGUAGUGACACAUCAGGAAAUAUUUCAGAAUGUGAGUCACUUGCCUACCUUCAGCUCACCAGCUAUUGAAAGUCACAUUCAUCGUAUCAGUGGCCUCUCUCAGAAGUUUAUCUAUCUUAAUGAUGAUGUUAUGUUUGGGAAGGAUGUUUGGCCUGAUGAUUUUUACAGUCACUCUAAAGGUCAAAAGGUUUACUUGACUUGGCCUGUGCCAAACUGUGCUGAGGGAUGUCCUGGCUCAUGGAUUAAAGAUGGUUACUGUGAUAAAGCCUGUAAUAACUCAGCAUGUGAUUGGGAUGGAGGUGAUUGCAUUGGUAACAGUGGGGGCAAUCGCUAUGUUGCUGGUGGAGGUGCAGUUGGAGGUAUUGGGAAUGGACCACCAUGGCAGUUUGGUGCAGGAAUAAGUGGUGUUUCAUACUGUAACCAAGGCUGUGCUAAUUCCUGGCUAGCAGACAAAUUCUGUGAUCAGGCCUGCAAUGUCCUCUCCUGUGGAUUUGAUGCUGGUGACUGUGGCCAGGAUCACUUUGACGAGAUGUACAAGGUGACACUUCAGCUUAAUCAGACCUACUAUGUAAUUCCCAAAGGUGAAUGUCUAGCCUACUUCAGCUUCAGCGAAAUAGCCAAGAAAGGGAUUGAGGGUUCAUAUAGUGAUAAUCCAAUUAUCCGGCAUGCUUCAGUUGCUAACAAAUGGAAGACUAUCCACCUCAUAAUGCAUAGUGGCAUGAAUGCAACUGUGGUCUAUUUUAACAUUACAUUUCUAAAUAAAAAUGAUGAGGAGUUUAAAGUGCAGGUUGCUGUUGAAGCUGAUACUAGAGAGGAACCAAAACUGAACACAACUUCCAUGCAAAAGUCCAGCUCUGAUUUUAAAACUGUAACUUCAAUACCAGAAGCUGAAAUGAUAUUUGAGGAUAUUCCUGAAGAAAAACGCUUUCCAAGAGUCAGGAGACGUCGAAAUGGCACAAAGGAGGGUCUGCGUGAAGAGGUGCUAAUACCAUCAGUAAACAUGUCUCUCCUUCCUGAAGGUGUUCGCCUAGCACUGCAGAAGCUGGACUUAAAACUGCUGAGUGGUGAUAUAACUCAGAAGGGAUUUAACCUAUCCAAGGCUGCUCUUCUGAGACCUUUCCAGCUCUUACCUACAGUAAAGAGUAGUACAGGCCUGGAAAAGGAGGUGCAUAAUCAUUCAGAAAAUAAGAACAACUAUACCAGCUUGCAGAAGCCUCCUAAAGAUGUGAACAAUGGCAAAAUAAAAUCAGUAGAAGCAAAAGAACUCCCUUCAAGGCUCACAGGAACAAAGGGCACUGUUGUGACAAUGAACACAAAUAAACCUAUUUAUAAAGUAAAGCCUAAAUACACACUUCCAGCCCAGAGCUUGGGAAAUAAAAAUGAAACUCGAGAAAAAGUACUGAAUGCACUCAUAUUAAGGGAAACCCAGAAAUCAAAACACACUGGGAAUUUAGAUACUGGAGAAGACACACACGGAAUGGAAGGAGGAAAGGAGGGUGUGCAAGUGGAUACAAAUGUAAGGGAGGGGUUAGUGGGAAGAAAAUUACAGUUUUAUGCUGGAAGUUACCAAGGCUUUUUGCCAUGGGAGAAAAAGAAGUAUUUCCAGGACCUUCUUGAGGAAGAAGAGUCCUUACUCAAGCAAAUGUCAUACUUUACUGAUGGCAAGCAUUUUGGAAGGCAGCUGAAAGAUACAUUUGCUGAUUCCCUCCGAUAUGUAAAUAAGCUUUUAAACAGCAAAUUUGGAUUUACAUCUCGGAAAGUCCCUGCUCAUAUGCCUCAUAUGAUUGACCGCACAGUUAUGCAAGAGCUACAGGAUAUGUUUCCUGAGGAGUUUGACAAGACAUCAUUUCACAAAGUGCGGCACUCAGAAGACAUGCAGUUUGCUUUUUCGUAUUUCUACUAUCUUAUGAGUGCAGUCCAGCCACUGAACAUAUCUCAGAUCUUCGAUGAGGUUGAUACGGACCAGUCAGGCAUUUUGUCUGACAGAGAGAUUCGCACGUUGGCCACGAGAAUCCAUGAACUACCAUUAAGUUUGCAGGAUUUGACAGGUCUAGAACAAAUGCUAAUAAAUUGCUCCAAAGCUCUUCCUGCCAACAUCACUCAGAUCCAUGUCAUUCCACCAACUCAGGAAGCAUAUUAUGAUCCCAAUCUGCCUCCAGUAACAAAAAGCCUAGUGACUAAUUGCAAACCUGUGACUGACAGAAUUCGAAAGGCAUACAAGGACAAAAACAAAUACAGGUUUGAAAUCAUGGGAGAAGAGGAAAUUGCCUUCAAAAUGAUUCGCACAAAUGUUUCUCAUGUAGUUGGUCAGCUGGAUGACAUACGAAAAAAUCCCAGAAAAUUUGUUUGCCUUAAUGACAAUAUUGAUCACAAUCAUAAGGAUGCUCAGACAGUGAAAGCGGUGCUUAGGGAUUUUUAUGAGUCGAUGUUUCCCAUACCUUCCCAAUUUGAACUGCCAAGAGAAUAUCGUAAUCGUUUCCUUCACAUGCAUGAACUCCAAGAAUGGAGGGCAUAUAGAGACAAGCUCAAAUUCUGGACUCACUGUGUUCUAGUAACACUUAUUGUAUUUACAGUGAUCUCAUUUUUUGCUGAACAGGUUGGGGCCUUAAGUAACCCUUUCCGUGGUCUGAUGAAGAGGGUGUAAUUCUUGAAAGCUAAUUGCACUUAAACGAAAGAUUUUUCCAAGAAGAAGGAUCCAAAAGGAAGUUGGUCAUGAACGAAUCAAAGUGUAGAAGAGCUUUAUUUUGGAGAUCAGUCUACCUCAAGACGUGCUAAGCAUUUAAAAUCUGUCUCAUAAGUGUCUUUUAUGGUUUAGCAUUUAACUACAUUGAUAUGAAGAAAAAAAAAAUCAUGCAUCUCCAGUUAGAAUCUCCGCAGUACUCUCCAUGAUAUACAAGCUGCUGGAGCUGCAACAAUGCAGGACAACAACAACAAAAAUGCGGAAACCCUGUGCAUAGGCAGUUUCCAACAGAUCUUACUUUUACAGCUGUUAGUUCAUGGCCAUGUUAUCCUUUUUUAUAAAAAGGGUUACCUAAAGAAAUGUAGCUGCAUUUAUUGCAGUGGAUGUUGCCAACUAGAUAAAAUGUUGGAAGGCAGAGUUGUUUGGGAUCAGCUUAACAGGUCCUUGAUCUUGCAUUCCAAAACAUUUUGCAGAUAUCUGUCGUUGCUGCUUUUUUUUUUUUUUUUUAGCCCUACGGGAAAAUUGAGAAUUGUGUAACCUGUCAUUUAGAUUUAGUAUACAUUUAUUGAUGUUGACAUUUGUUAAAGCACAGUGACAAUUCAUCCCCC